Linum tenue is the source of this 780-nucleotide messenger RNA. Lineage: Eukaryota; Viridiplantae; Streptophyta; Magnoliopsida; Malpighiales; Linaceae. The record is from the annotation of a GenBank genome assembly.
AUGAAAACCCUCAAACUCCCUUCAUCCCUGACCAUGUUCAUCUUCUGCUACUCCAUCUUGAUCACCACAAUCAUCAACCAUUCCACCUCCUUAGCUCGAACCAUAGCCGACCCAACUCCGCCUCCCACCUACAGCCAUCAUCACCACCAUCUUCACAAGAACCUCACCUUCCUAAUGCAGAACAUUCUCAAUGCCACACACCAUGCAGCCACCACAAAGCUCACCAGCCAGAUCCCAUUUCCAAAGCCUCUAGGCUUCUUCCCUCCAAGCACAGGCAUCCUGAUCCCACAGCCUUCCAAUGUUCCUACGGUUUCAGCCGCUGCAGGAUUCACUAUGCAAGCCCUUGAUGACUCCACCAUUGGGUUGCUGUCAUUCCCAGCCAGAGCCACCCUGGAGGAGCUUGAAUAUGGGAGCGUGGCAGAGAUCAACGAGGAGUUGUUUGAGAACACUAGUUAUGGGCCAGUUGUUGUUGGGAGAGCACAAGGAGUGUUUGUGGCUAGCUCGGAGGACGGAUUCAGCCACAUGGUGGCAAUGGCUGCGAACUUCAACGGUGAUGGUGGUGAUCAGAAGGGAAUCAAUGGCGAUGGGUUGAGGUUCUUUGGAGUGCAUAGUAAGAAAGAUAAGGGAGAGUCUCACAUCGCUGUGAUCGGCGGGACGGGGAAGUAUGAGGGUGCUAAUGGGUUUGCAGUAAUGGAAGUUGUGGAUUUAGGUUCCAACUUUGCUCUUGUUGAAGAGUACAGAACCAAUGAGUUCCUUUUGUUCAGUGUGUAUCUCGGCUAG